AUGGGUUCUCGCCGAGCGAAGCGUGCCCACGGCCGCGUCCAAGCCUUCGUGGGGAAGCGCGUCCACGGGCAGGCAGGCGGCGUGACGAAGACUGCCCGUCGUCUAAAUGCGCGCGCCCAACGCAAAGCGGCCAUAGCCGCGACCGCGCGUGGCAUUCGAGAAUCUGCCGCCUCGCACGCGCCGGUACUAGUGGGCUUGGUGGCCGUCUCGAACGCGACGGACGACGAGCUCGCCACCCUGUGCUCUGUCAUGCAAGCCACGGAGCGCGAUAAGCAUAGCCGAAAGUUUGAGACGCAGGUUGUGCGAAGGGAGGGCGCCACGGAUAGGGAAGUUCUCAUCUCGGCACUGGAUAUGGCGAAAGUGGCCGACAUCGUCCUGUUCGUGUUUUCGGGAGCGGAGGAUAGGCUCGACAACUUAGGCAUUGAUUUGGUGACUGCUUUGAGGGAGCAAGGGCUUCCCACGGUGUUUGCAGUGGCGAUUGGUAAAGGGGCGGAUGAUCCCACGUUGAGGAAGCAGCGAGGGAGAGAGCUGGCGGCGGAGAGUGUUGGACAAGAUCAUGCGCUUCGUCCAAUUUGUAUCGAGUGCGGAGAGGGUGAGGCGGCGGAAAAGGGAAAUAAGCUCGCGCUACGCAGGAUUUUCGCAAAGACACCUAGGAACGUCAACUGGCGCUCGAGAUAUGGGUACAUGCGUGUGGAAAGUGUUACGGCAGAACCAGGGGCUGAAGGUAACGAGGGGAUACUAGUAUUGUGCGGCUGGACGAGGGGACGCGGGUUUUCGGCGAACGAGCUAGUCCACAUUACAGGUUUUGGGUCGUUUGUGGCGUCGAAGAUAGUUGACGUCGCUUCGUCAAAGGAGCUGUCCGUACGGGUUGAGGGGGAGGCGGAACCCGUCGAGAGCGAAGCGGAGGUCAAUGAAAUGAUGGGUGAGCAAACAUGGCCGCCUGAGGUGGAAGAUGUCAAGGAGGAGGACCCUGUUGAUGAACUACUGGCCAAGUAUGAGGAAGGGAUCGAUGAUGACGAUGAUGCUGGUACGGCUGGUGCGGACGACAAUAUGUCUGGUGGUCAUGAUGCUGAGGACGAUGCCAUGGCAGAUGACGAUAUGGACAUUGACGAGGAGGAAGUCAAGAGGGUGAGAGAAGCAGCGAAAACCAACACUUUAUUUCCCGACGAAGUUGAUACGCCCAUCAAUCAAGCAGCUCGUAUCAGGUUUGCCCGAUACCGCGGACUCAAAUCCUUCCGCACGGGAGAGUGGGAUCCGAAGGAGCAGCUUCCUCCACAGUAUGCCUCCCUGUUCCAGUUUCGCAAUUUGGCCUCCACUCGAAAGAGCGUUCUCUCGAGAGCGAAGAAAGAUGCAGAGGACGCGGCCUGCAAUGAAGCCGUUAACAUGGCCGGACCUGGGCGGAAAGUGUAUAUAUAUGUGCAAAACGUACCCGCCGAAACUAUUCAUGUGCUUUCAUCCGUUCUACAAGGAGGGAAGCGAGCAAUUAUUGCAUCCGGCAUGCUGCGUCAUGAAAACAGGAAAAGUGUCGUACACUUUGGAGUACGACGUGUGGAUGUAGAGGAUGCCGGUGAUAUCAAGGCGAAGACACACCUAGAGAUGCACUGUGGUUUUGUCCGUUUUGAUGGUAGACCGAUGUUUUCAGAACACAAUGCCAACUCAGACAAGCACAAGAUGGAAAGGUACUUGAAACACGGGCGACACACAGUCGUGACAUUUUACGGACCAGCGACAUAUGCUCCGGCACCUGGGUUGCUUUUCCAUCCUGGUGGGUCUCUCAUCGCUACGGGGACUGCACUUGGGGCGGAUCCAGAUAGAAUCAUACUGAAGCGGAUCAUUUUGACAGGGUAUCCAUUUAAGACACAAAAGCGACGGACAGUGGCGAAAUUCAUGUUCUUCAACCCCGAGGACGUGCGGUGGUUCAAACCUGUAGAGCUGUGGACCAAAAUGGGACGGACGGGACACAUUCUCGAGCCGCUAGGUACGCAUGGGCACAUGAAAUGCAUUUUUGACAAUGUCAUUCUCCAUCACGACACGGUUUGUAUGACUUUAUACAAGCGAGUGUAUCCGAAAGUUGUGCCUGCAGAGCAAAAAUGCAAGUACAUUUUGUAG
Chondrus crispus (carragheen) is the source of this 2109-nucleotide messenger RNA. RefSeq lists its product as hypothetical. Bases 1 to 2109 code for a protein of 702 amino acids. The transcript has a single exon. Gene Ontology annotation, molecular function: GTP binding; U3 snoRNA binding; GTPase activity. The record is from RefSeq and is a predicted model, not a curated record. Gene Ontology annotation, cellular component: preribosome, small subunit precursor; nucleus. Lineage: Eukaryota; Rhodophyta; Florideophyceae; Gigartinales; Gigartinaceae. Gene Ontology annotation, biological process: ribosome biogenesis; maturation of SSU-rRNA from tricistronic rRNA transcript (SSU-rRNA, 5.8S rRNA, LSU-rRNA); endonucleolytic cleavage of tricistronic rRNA transcript (SSU-rRNA, 5.8S rRNA, LSU-rRNA).